This is a messenger RNA of Centruroides sculpturatus (bark scorpion), 1503 nucleotides long. RefSeq lists its product as uncharacterized. The coding region runs from base 1013 to 1480 and encodes 155 amino acids. The record is from RefSeq and is a predicted model, not a curated record. The transcript has 5 exons. Lineage: Eukaryota; Metazoa; Arthropoda; Arachnida; Scorpiones; Buthidae.
UGAACCAAAUCUUUAUUUCAUUAAUAAAUAUUAAUCGAAUUUAUUAAAUGUACAGUGUUUUUAAAUAUAAAUUAUGCCAAAUGUAGAAGAAAUUGGGGCAAAUAAAAAUAUACUGCGCCUAAACUCAUAACAGUUUUUUUUUUUACUGUUUUGGGUUCAUGAGAUCUCAAAUUGAAGAUUUGCAAAAAAACUCGAAGGAUUGAAUUUGGCACGAUUCCAAUUCUUUUCCAUGUUACAUACAUAAUAAGUCGAGAAAAUAAAAGCAUUACAUAUUAACGACAUCUGCUGGGCAUCUCGUGCAUAACUAAAGAGGUUACAAUCAGCCUUAAGCACAUUUUACACACAAUUCGAGGCUGGUUUAAAUAUUUUUACAAAUAAACUAAUUUUUACUUCAACGUUCUUCUAGUUUUGUAUUGAAUAUCAUAAUUAACAUUUUAAAUAUAUAUAUUUCUAAUGAUUAAUUUUCUAUUUGAACAUCAUAUUAUUUAUAUACAGUAUAAAAUAGUUCACCAAGAACGUUACAACACAGACUUAUUGUAGUUUCGCUUUGUCCAGAAACAAUAUACAUAUAUAAAUAGCUUUCAUAAAUAUGCAUUUUAUAUAUACAGAUAUAUGCAAAAUUAAUGUACAGGCAAUUUAGCUGUAAAUCAAUUGUUCAGAAAACUUGUCUGUCCGGUUGUUUCUGAAGGAUAUCAGGCAGCAACGCCCAUUUUCACUUGUAGAAAAAUUUAAAAUUAAUUAUUUCCAUCAACAAAGCCGCAGAUACAGUAAAGUUUCGUACGCGGAUAUUCUUAUUUUAUACAGAAAUUGACCGAUGGCUGAAAUAUACGCGCUAAACUGUAGGUUUGAACGUUUCAUGGAGUGUGGACAUAUUAGAGGCAGAUUUACUCAGGAGUAUGGUAAAGCAUUUCCAAGUAACGAAAAAGAACUGAAGAGACAAUGCGAAUUUCAACUAUUUUGUGCAGAUUAUUCGAGGAAAUGAGAAACUGUGUAUAAUUUUAGUCAAAACUGUAUGACUAAUAUGGAUAGAAUAGUGGGGGAUUCUAUGGUUUCCGCAGCUGCACAGAAAAUGAAGAAUUGUUGCAACCCAGAAAAGCAAUUAUUCAAAGAGUAUUUAAAAGAAACCGUGUGUAUAAACGAUAAUUAUGAAACUGCUAAAUUAUGCUUCAAGGACAACCUGGAUUCUGUAGUUUCUAUGUACAAAAAUACAUCGAAAAAUAAAUUGCUCAUUUAUUGUUGUGGAAUAAAUCGAUUGAGAAAAUGCAUCAACGAUCACUAUGAAGAUAAAUGCAACAAGAAGGCAGCUUCACUAAUGGAAGAUCAGCUGGAAAUGAUAUUUUCUGAAUGGACUUUCGCAAUAUGUGAUCCUUAUUUAGAAGUUAUAAAAGAUUGCCCACCAAAACCCAUGUUAACUGAUCGGGAUAAAUACAAACAUUAUUACUACAUUCGUUACCUGUGGCCUUUCUCUGAGCUUAAUUAAUAAAAUAUACUCUUUUAUUGACA